Molecule: messenger RNA, 519 nt
Organism: Aureobasidium musti
Lineage: Eukaryota; Fungi; Ascomycota; Dothideomycetes; Dothideales; Saccotheciaceae
Source: the annotation of a GenBank genome assembly
AUGGCCGACAGUAACUCCCAGAACCCAGGUGCCGAACCUGUCGCUGCCGAAUCUGAGCUCUCUGUUGCUCAGAUGAUACAGGCAACGGAGGAUCUGUUCAGAGAGAUCAAACGAUUCGCCGACGACUCUCAGCCCUUGCUCGACGCUUGGUUGUCUGCUGUGCGCCACCUGGCCCGGUUGAAGCGUGGUCUCGAAGCGACCCAGCCAGGGGAAAUCGACGCCGAGAACAUUGACCUGGGUCACGUCGAUGCACUGAACCGCAUGCUCCAAGCAGACAAGGCCGAGAGCGAGUUGUUGUCCGUGAUUAAUGAUCGCAUCAGGCUGCUCAAAGAGAUGAUCGACCAGCUGGAGUACCUGACAGUCAGGCUUAAGGUCAAGGCUUGGACGACACACGGCGACAGCGAGGUCUAUGACUUUGUUCAGGAGUCUGAUGACAGAGCACGAGAGAUCCGUAAGGAGGCAAAAGACGUUGCAGAGAAGAUCAUCAGGUCACGCCAGGGGAUUAUGGCCGGGCUUUGA